Nycticebus coucang (slow loris) is the source of this 1592-nucleotide messenger RNA. It is a transcript of the gene SERPINC1, whose product is annotated as serpin family C member 1. Gene Ontology annotation, biological process: regulation of blood coagulation. The record is from RefSeq and is a predicted model, not a curated record. Gene Ontology annotation, molecular function: serine-type endopeptidase inhibitor activity. The coding region runs from base 115 to 1512 and encodes 465 amino acids. Lineage: Eukaryota; Metazoa; Chordata; Mammalia; Primates; Lorisidae. The transcript is spliced from 7 exons.
CCCUCCCCCACCUCUGGAACCUCAGUCAGAUUUAGAGGAAAGAACCAGUUUUCAGAGAGAUUGCCUCAGACCACAUUAUCUCCCCUUGCCCAGCCCUGUGGAAGCUUAGCAGCCAUGUAUUCCAGUGGGAUGGGAACCGUAGCUGCUGGAAAAAGGAAGGUGUGUCUUCUCCCCUUGCUGCUCAUUGGCCUCUGGGGCUGUGUGGCCUGUUAUGGGAUCCCUGUGGAAGACAUCUGCAUAGCCAAACCCCGGGACAUUCCUGUGAAUCCCAUGUGCAUUUACCGCUCCCCAGAGAAGAAGGCAACCGAGGGUGAGGGCUCAGAGCAGAAGAUCCCUGAGGCCACCAACCGGCGGGUCUGGGAACUAUCCAAGGCCAAUUCCCGCUUUGCCACCACCUUCUAUCAGCACUUGGCAGACUUCAAGAAUGACAACGACAACAUUUUCCUGUCACCCCUGAGUAUCUCUACGGCUUUUGCUAUGACCAAGCUGGGUGCCUGUAACAACACCCUCAAGCAGCUGAUGGAGGUAUUUAAAUUUGAUACCAUAUCUGAGAAAACAUCUGAUCAGAUCCAUUUCUUCUUUGCCAAACUGAACUGCCGACUCUAUAGAAAAGCCAACAAAUCCUCCAAGUUGGUAUCAGCAAACCGCCUUUUUGGAGAAAAAUCCCUUGCCUUCAAUGAGACCUACCAGGACAUCAGUGAGGUGGUGUAUGGAGCCAAGCUCCAACCCCUAGACUUCAAGGAAAAUGCAGAGCGGUCCAGAGUGACCAUCAAUGAAUGGAUAGCCAAUAAGACCGAAGGCCGUAUCACUGAUGUCAUUCCUGCAAAAGCCAUCGACGAACUCACUCUUCUGGUGUUGGUGAACACCAUUUACUUCAAGGGCCUGUGGAAGUCAAAGUUCAGCCCUGAGAACACGAGGGAGGAACUGUUCUACAAGGCUGAUGGGGAGACGUGCUCAGCGUCCAUGAUGUACCAGGAAAGCAAGUUCCGCUACCGGCGCGUGGCCGAAGGCACCCAGGUGCUGGAGUUGCCCUUCAAAGGUGAUGACAUCACCAUGGUGCUUGUCCUGCCCAAGCCUGAGAAGAGCCUGGCCAAGGUGGAGCAGGAACUCAGCCCAGAGCUGCUGCAGGAGUGGCUGGAUGCCCUGGAGGAGGUGAUGCUGGUGGUCCACAUGCCCCGCUUCCGCAUUGAGGAUGGCUUCAGUUUGAAGGAGCAGCUGCAAGACAUGGGCCUUGUCGAUCUUUUCAACCCUGCAAAGUCCCAACUCCCAGGUAUUGUUGCAGAAGGCAGGAACGAUCUCUACGUCUCUGACGCAUUCCAUAAAGCAUUCCUGGAGGUAAAUGAAGAAGGCAGUGAAGCAGCAGCGAGUACUGCCGUCGUGAUUGCUGGCCGUUCCCUGAACCCCAACAGAGUGACCUUCAAGGCCAACAGGCCCUUCCUGGUUUUUAUAAGGGAAGUUCCUCUGAACACUAUUAUCUUCAUGGGCAGAGUGGCUAACCCUUGUGUUAACUAAAGUGUUCUUAUUCUUUGUACCUCUUCCCACUUUGGUUUGUGAAUAGAAGUAAAAAUAAAUGCAACUACUUCCAUCUCACA